AUGUCGACAUCACCACCAUCAUCAUUAGCAUCAUUGAACUUGAAAACCUCAACCUCAACCACAGUGGCGACAAUCUCAGCAGCACAGUUAACAUCAGCAACAUCGACGUCAUCCUCACUAAAUUUGCUGCUUUCUUUGGCGUCGUCAUCCUUGUCAACUUACACGCCACCACCAUCAGCAACGUCAUCAUCAACGUCACCACUGUUAUCAGUAGAUAGGAAGUCACACGCUAACUUUUCCUCAACCUCCCUUCUCAUAUCUCUGGCGUCAUCAUUUUCUUCAUCAUCAUCUGCUGUUCUGCUAUCCAGCAUUGCUAACAAUUACGAGUCUCUCAACAACAACAACACUUCCAACUUCAGUGCUACAACUAACAACGAUAAAUCGGAUCACAUUAAUAACAACAACACCAACAUUAACAAGAACAACGGGAAUAGCAGCGACAGCUCAGAGAUCACAGGGAACAAUGACAUUAAUGUCCUCUGCAGCGACAGGCAGGAACACAACAUCAACUGCAUCGCUAUCUCAACCAACAGCUGCAAGAACGAAGUGCAUAAAACUAUUGUGAACGACGCAACUACAAACGUCAACAACAGCAGCAGCAGCGGUUGCACAACUGUUCCUCCUGUUUCGUCUAGCGUAACGAUUUUGAAUGUUGUAGACGCAUUCAACGACAACAACAAAAACAUCAUUCUAAAUAACGCUAAAAAUGAUAUUAUUAACUCAACAACUAAAGGCAACAUUAAAAUCAAAACUAGCAACAUCAACACAAACAUCAACAACAUUUGCAGCAACAACAACAUCAACAGUAUCAACAGCAUUGCCAACGCAAACAUUAAUUUCAAUGUCCAAAAGACUUUUUCUAAUGCACAGUCGAACCUGUUGCUGACUUCACUACUGUUGUCUUCCACGCCACCAUCAUCUUCAUCACUGAUGUUCUCUUCUUCAUCGUCGUCGUCACCAUCACUUCUCCCUGCUUCACUGCCUACCUCGCUGUCGCUAUCAACAGCCAUGCAUAUCGUCGACUGCACGAAAAUGCCAACUGCAAUCAAUUUGUCUUUGCCCAAGUCGAAUGAGGCUAAGACAAAUAAUUCUGUUGAUCAAAACUUGCCACAACAGCAGCAGCAGCAACAACAACAAAUAAGCAACUUAAUCAGUCAACAUCAGAAACAACAACUUCUUGCGCAACAAAAACAGUUUCUGCAACAGCAAAUGAAUCAGCAACAACAACAGCUUCAACAUUUACAAACUCAACAGCAACAACAACAACAAACGCAACAGCAAAUGCAACAACAAUCUACGCCCAAACAACCUCAAAAACGCAAACGCACUGCACCUACGCGAUAUCCAACGGAUGACAAAAUCUUGGUCGUUACAAGCGAUUCGAACCAGCAACAACCACAACAUCAGUUGCAACAUCAACAACUGCAAAUGUUUUUACAGCAACACAAGUUGGCAGCACAUCUGUCGGCACUCCCCGCCACGACAUCCGCCGCUCCACCACCCACCACUCCAACUGCCCUCAACGUCUCUGUGACCCCACUGCCAGCGACGCAACUGUCGCCGUCGACAUCGUCGCCAUCGUCGUCCUCGCCCAUGGACACAUCCACGUCAACUGCCAACUCUAUAAACGACGAUGAUGAGGAUAACGAUGACGAACAGGAUCGAGGUAUCAAUUAUGACCCGGACAGAUUGAAAGCUUUCAAUAUGUUUGUGAGGUUGUUCGUCGAUGAAAACCUGGACAGAGUGGCUCCAAUCUCGAAGCAACCGAAGGAGAAGAUCCAGGCGAUCAUCGAAGCCUGCGACCGGCAGUUUCCUGAAUUCAAAAGUAGAUCGAGAAAAAGAAUCAGAACGUAUUUGAAAUCUUGCAGGAGAAUGAAAAAAUCAAAAUCUGUUGAUGAUAGUAAUGGCAAGCUUUCAACAUCACCAACUUCUCUUACGCCUUCAACAUCAUCCUCUUCGUCGUCGUCAUCAUCUCUGCCUCAUCUGACAUCACCCGCUGCUGAAGCCAUCCUCGCUCUGGCCUGCGACAACGAGAGCCACAACGCCAAGAGGAUGCGCAUGGGAUUGGAGCCACUGACUGCAAGAUCAUUACUUUUUCACUAUUAUUUUAGCAUUUUUUGUAAGAUGAGAUAG
Molecule: messenger RNA, 2133 nt
Organism: Helobdella robusta
Lineage: Eukaryota; Metazoa; Annelida; Clitellata; Rhynchobdellida; Glossiphoniidae
Exons: 4
Coding region: 1-2133 (710 amino acids)
Source: RefSeq, a predicted model, not a curated record